This is a messenger RNA of Macadamia integrifolia, 1319 nucleotides long. RefSeq names its product NDR1/HIN1-like protein 13. The coding region runs from base 281 to 1054 and encodes 257 amino acids. The transcript has a single exon. Gene Ontology annotation, cellular component: plasma membrane. NCBI's taxonomy places the organism in Eukaryota, Viridiplantae, Streptophyta, Magnoliopsida, Proteales, Proteaceae. The record is from RefSeq and is a predicted model, not a curated record.
GGGUAUUUAUUUAACAGAGACUCGAGAGAGAGAGCAGAGAGGUUCCAAUUUCGAAAUUAUUAGGUGAGAAGGAAACAUCUGGGUUUUGGGUGAAAGGUUAUUGUCUCCUCUCCUGUAUCCCAUCUCUCAACUCUCUCUUCCCUUGCAUUUCUCAUCUCACCUUCCUUCUUCACUUAAGCAUAAGAACCCUUUACAUCACUUCUGCUUCUGUCUUCAAUUCCUUAAUUUCUAAGCAGAGAAGAGAACCAGAGAAGCCCAGAAGUUCUGAAAGUCUGAAAAGAUGACAGACAGGGUCUUCCCAUCAAAGCCCCCGGCAAACCCUCAAAUUCAGAACGGUAAUGGAAACCCAUCAUACCCAGCCACCAAGGGUCAGCUAUACAACCGCCCUAUUUAUCGUCCCCAGCCCAAGCCCCGUCGCAAUCGCCGCGGUUGCUGCUGCAUCUGUUGUCUCUGGACUACCCUCUUCAUCAUCGCUCUGAUCUUGCUCGCAGCCAUCGCCGGCGCCGUCAUAUGGGUUCUCUACCGCCCUCACCGCCCCACUUUCUCUCUGACGGCAAUCCGGAUCCCGCAAUUCAACGUCACCACCACCAAGGACGGCUCUUCAUCCCAACUCAACUCCAACAUCGAUCUCACCGUCUCCACUCGGAACCCAAACAAGAAGCUCGUUUUCUUGUAUGACCCUACCACUGUUACCAUGACCUCCGAUAGCAUCUUCGUCGGCAACGGGACUUUCCCAGCGUAUACCCAUGACACCAAGAACACUACCGUUCUGAGGGCAACAGUGACAAGCACCGGUGAAGAUCUGGACUCCUCGUCGGCGUCGUCGUUGAAGUCAGAUCUGAAGAAGGGAGGGAUACCGUUGGCGGUACAGUUGGACACGAAGGUGAAGGUGAAGAUGGGAGGUCUAAAGACGACGAAGCUAAUGAUCAGAGUUACCUGCGAUGAGCUCAAAACGGGUGUUCCGAAAGGGAAGACUCCGGGGACUUUGACUUCAUCGGCUGAUAAUACUUGUAAGGUUAAGCUGCGGAUCAAAAUCUGGAAAUGGACUUUCUGAAUGAUGUGAUUUCCCUUUUCCUUUGUGUUUUGCCUUUUCAUUUUCCAGUAUUACUGUCUUUGAAGUUUGAACUUUAAAGUUAUUUUUCUCCCUUUUUUUUCUUUUUUUUCUUUCUGGGUUGAAGACUAUAGCUGGUUUGUAAAUGUUGAAGGAUUUGGUAGGGAAUUAGAGAUGGAAAAAGAAAAGGUUUUACAAAUACUGUUAUUGAAUUCUUGUACAAUCUUUCAGAAUUGGAUUUUAAUAAUCAAUUUACGUUUAUAUGCAA